Eucalyptus grandis is the source of this 622-nucleotide messenger RNA. RefSeq names its product cytochrome c oxidase subunit 6b-2. Gene Ontology annotation, cellular component: respiratory chain complex IV; mitochondrion. The record is from RefSeq and is a predicted model, not a curated record. NCBI's taxonomy places the organism in Eukaryota, Viridiplantae, Streptophyta, Magnoliopsida, Myrtales, Myrtaceae. The transcript has 4 exons. Bases 148 to 381 code for a protein of 77 amino acids.
UUCCUAGUGGCGAAUAGCGAGCCACCCUGGUUUUUCUGACAGUCUCCUCCGAAACGAAGGAACACGAAAGAAGAAAAAGCUCCCACCUUUGAUCUUCCUCUGCGCGUGGAUCCGUGCGCGACGCUCGAGCUCUCUUCCAGAUCACUCAUGGCGGACAUUGAUCUGAAAACAGCACCAGCUGAUUUUCGAUUUCCUACAACAAACCAGACCAGACAUUGCUUCACUCGCUACAUUGAAUUCCAUAGGUGCAUUGCAGCAAAAGGCGAAGAGUCCGGUGACUGUGAGAAAUUUUCCAAAUACUAUCGUUCCUUGUGCCCUGGGGAAUGGGUUGACAAGUGGAAUGAGCAGAGGGAGAGUGGAACUUUCCCGGGGCCUCUUUAAUUUCAGACUUUGGGCAUUCAGUGUGACCCUUGUUGGUCAUGGACGUGCAGAUUUUUAUGUUUGUUUCUGAAACUUGGCCUUCUUGCAUGUGGAUUUGAUUCUAGAACAAUAAGGCAUCAAAUGGAGCUUUUUGAGUUUGCCCAGGUUACUUCGAUUUCAUCGAACAAUACUCCUUGUCUUUGUUGAAAAUAUUACCUUUUCUGGUCGAGUUUAUCCAUCUUUUAGCAGGUUUGGGUUUUAA